This is a messenger RNA of Daucus carota subsp. sativus, 1703 nucleotides long. Its product is annotated as putative methylesterase 12, chloroplastic. The transcript has 6 exons. Gene Ontology annotation, molecular function: methyl salicylate esterase activity; methyl indole-3-acetate esterase activity; methyl jasmonate esterase activity. NCBI's taxonomy places the organism in Eukaryota, Viridiplantae, Streptophyta, Magnoliopsida, Apiales, Apiaceae. Gene Ontology annotation, biological process: jasmonic acid metabolic process; salicylic acid metabolic process. The coding region runs from base 252 to 1295 and encodes 347 amino acids. The record is from RefSeq and is a predicted model, not a curated record.
AAGUGCUGGAUUUCCGGUUCAACAAAUCUUGACAGCAUAUUAAUUCACGUAACAUGUUGGACACAUCUUCAAGACAUAAAGUCCACUCAACCACUCCCCCCCUUAAUUUCAGCACCUACCCUUCUUCCUCCCACAACUAUACACACACAAAUACUCCUAUACAUACACAAUACACGCAAAUCCUCUAUCUGAACUAACAGCUAACCCCACAAACCAAUCAUCUGGGGUUGCUCAAAAAUCACUGAAUCAAAAUGGGUAAUCGUCUGAUUCGAAUGACAAAGAGAGAUCACGGAGAAAAUAAUAAUGGGUCAAAAAGCAAGAGAAUGGGUCGAUCUCAAAGAAAAAUGGCGGCAGAAGAAGAGAUGUUGCAUAAACAAGCUCUGGCUAUGGCUAUUCACCAACACCAACUGUCUCAAAGAUUUGAGGGAUCCAUGUCCAGGCGAAUUGGAUCUCGCCGCCGUAAUCAGACAGAGGCUAACAACGUUAAUAGUGGACCUAAAAUGUUACCAGAAAAUUUGGAAAAUAUUAAAACAAAGAGUAUUGUUUUAGUUCAUGGUGAAGGAUUUGGAGCAUGGUGCUGGUAUAAAACAAUUGCUCUCUUGGAGGAAUCAGGUCUGCUUCCCACAGCUUUAGAUCUCACUGGAUCUGGAAUUGAACUGACAGAUACAAAAGAUGUCAAUACUAUAGCAGACUACUCAAAGCCACUAAUUGAGUACCUCCAAAACCUACCAUUAACUGAGAAUGUCAUUUUGGUUGGCCACAGUACUGGAGGGGCCUGUAUUUCCUAUGCCUUGGAUCAGUUUCCCCAAAAAAUCUCGAAAGCAAUUUUCCUUUGUGGCACAAUGGUAUCUGAUGGUCAGAGGCCUUUUGACGUGUUUGCUGAACAGCUUGGUUCUGCAGAACUUUUUAUGCAGGAAUCUAAGUUUUUAAUACAUGGGAAUGGGAAAGAUCAACCUCCAACUGGGUUCAUGUUUGAGAAAGAGCAGAUGCAUGGAUUAUAUUUCAAUCAAAGUCCUUCUAAGGAUGUUGCCUUAGCCAUGGUUUCUAUGAGACCCAUCCCUCUUGGUCCGAUCAUGGAGAAGAUGUCUCUGUCACCAGAAAAGUAUGGAACUAGUCGGCGUUUUUAUAUACAAACACUAGAGGAUCAUGCACUUUCACCAGACAUCCAGGAAAAACUUGUCAGAGAAAACCCACCAGAAGGGGUCUUUAAAAUUAAAGGCAGUGAUCAUUGUCCUUUCUUUUCGAAGCCACAGUCAUUGCACAAAAUUUUGGUCGAGAUUGCUCAAAUUCCAUAGCGCUGGACACAAAGUACCCAAUCUGCAACAUGUUUAAAUUGUUUAUAUUCGCCAUUUGUCAAGUGGAGAUGAAACCUGGAGAGGGAGUUUCAAUACACUCAGGAACUGAAAAUACAAAAAAAAAUACGGCCCUGGGAUGGUCCUUUUCUUUGCUCUAGUUGCCAAGACACGAAAGAAACUAUGGAAGGGAGAAGAACUUUUGGAGGCAUUUUCUAAUGAUAUUUCCUGAAAGUUACAUUCCACCGAUGUGUACCUGACACAGUGCCAUGUCAUUUUUUUUUUGCUAGAUUCUACAUACAGUAGUGGAAGUGAAUAGCCAAGCUUGACUACAUCUACAUGUGCAUUACACAAAAAACUAACCAUUGUUUGCAAUUAAAUCGUAAAUGGUAAGGCGUAUUAGAGAAUGAA